AUGCAAUUGGAGGAUUGGCUAGAUGACCUUUGUGUCCGAUUCAUCAUCAACUUGCCCCCGGAAGAGCUUCAAUCAGUGGAGCGAAUAUGCUUCCAAGUCGAGGAGGCACAAUGGUUCUACGAAGACUUCAUUCGUCCUCUCAACCCGUCGCUCCCUUCUCUUACGCUGCGGGCCUUUAGCCUACGGAUAUUUCAACAUUGUCCGCUGUUUUCACAAUGGUCUGCCCAGCACCAUACGACCGCGUUUGCGGAAUUCUUGGCGUACAAAUCACGCGUCCCAGUCCGUGGCGCUAUUAUGCUCAACGAGGCUAUGGACGAGGUAGUCCUUGUCAAAGGCUGGAAGAAGGGCGCCAACUGGAGCUUUCCCAGAGGAAAAAUAAACAAAGACGAGGGUGAUCUGGAUUGUGCGGUGCGCGAAGUCUACGAAGAAACGGGCUUUGACAUCCGUGCAGCAGGUUUGGUCAAAGAUGAAAAGGAUAUGAAAUAUAUUGAGGUUACAAUGCGAGAACAGCACAUGAGGCUGUACGUCUUUCGGGGAGUCCCCAGGGAUGCACAUUUUGAGCCCAAAACUCGGAAGGAAAUCAGCAAGAUCGAAUGGUACAAGCUGACAGAUCUGCCAACUUUGAAGAAAAACCGUCAGCAGGAGGGCAGUGGCACGGAUCAACCGACAAUGAAUGCCAAUAAGUUCUAUAUGGUGGCCCCUUUCUUGAACCCGCUCAAGAAAUGGAUCGCACAACAGCGGAAGAAGGAGAACAGAUACAGUUCUCAUUUAGCGGCGCCCCCAAUGGUGCCUGAAGAGGUUACAACUGAGGAUGAUCAGGACAUCAAUGGUGUCUCCGCGACCUUACCUUUACCGUUGCAUACUGUCAGCGAUCUCCCCGAAGUCACUGCGGCAGACCGCUUUGAUCCUACAUCGCACUUGAAACAAAUACUCAAUAUCGGAACCGUACAGCCUGUCCAAGGCGAAGACAUACCACAGGCCAGCCACAUGCAACAUGUUGACGCCCAAAAGUCGAACGCUCUCCUGGCUCUUCUGCGCAACCCGCAGCAAGGACAGAACCGCCCCAUACCCCAGACACCAUUGGAACAAAUAACGACAGUGCCACCGCCGCAACAGUCGCCGCACGUUUCUCAUGUCCGUCAGUCUCAAAUGGAUCAAAAUCGACCUCCUCCACUAUUCCAGCCACCUGUGCACCAGUCCAGCAGGGACACGGAACCCCCGACAACAACAUCACCCAAAACCUCUCAGUGGCACCCCCCACAACUGCAGAGCGCACCAUAUCAGCGGACUGGCGACCCACAAUUCGCUCUGCAAGGGAAGGAUAAAGCUCUGCAACCUAUCGUCCCUCCAGCAAGUGCGCUACCAAAGCUCACGAACCAUACAAAGGCAUUACUAGAUGUCUUCAAAGGGACGGGUAACAUGGCACCGGCACCACCCCCGCCCGAGUCGUCGAAGAAAGGCUUACUAGAGCUUCUCACGGGCGGAGGUUCCCUUGCAAAAGCUGCUCAGCCAAGUCCUGGAGCGAUAGGAAGUGACUUGGCCAAUUUGGCGCACCGUACACAGAAUUCGAACUUUGCGCAAUCAACAAUAGGCCAAGGCCCCCAGCCCACCUUUGAGCAGAGGGUUUUACAUCAGCACCCGGCGAUUUCGCCCCGGGUUCCUCCCACGCAGACGCAUAAGACAUCUCUAUUGGACCUAUUGACCAAAGGUAAUCAAGCAGGACAGGCUGUAGAAGUCAAGCUUGCAAAUCAGCUACCAGCCGAACUUGCAGCUACACGCAUAAAGUCACCAUCUGGGCAUGAGAUCGACGGCAAUAAGAAUGAACUUCUUUUGUCGCUUCUCAGCAAAGGCCAUCAGGAUAGGACGACGCAAGCAAGACCUGUAAAGCAGACGCUUGUCAAACAAGGCGAAACAUCGGCUACAAUCAAUGGGCCGCUGAAUCAACCCGAAUUCGAGGCCAUCUCUAGGGCAAGCCGGCAAAUGUCAAGCGAUAUGAGACGAAGUCCGCUCACAUCCCAUCGAACUCUCUAUGAUCCCAAUCAGCCUGUGCCGAUGAAGAUCUUGACACGAUCAGACGAGGCUCGUCAACAGCAGCAGUCUACACCACCGCGGUCUCCUCGCACCAUGAAGCCACCCCCGAAGAGAGCAGCCAAAGAAAAGGUGUCACACAAGCCAUCUAACAAGCCAUCUAACAAGCCAUUUCAACCGCAGAUACUCCGUCGUCCGCAGACAGCAGAUUCGUCUGAGCCAGAGUCAACUGCAAGUAAGACCAGGAAUCAGGAGGCAGUCCAGACGAACGCGGUCUCAUCUCCAUCGACCCCCGAUAACUUGACUGUUCAAGAAAGACCGCCUGUGAGUCGACAAUCGUCUCAGUCUACUUCUCAAAAGCAAGCACUACUAUCGCUCUUCAGCGGAGGAAUAGAAACCACGCCCAAAGCAUCUGCAGUUCCGCCCGCUUCAGGCCUAGUGUCACCAUUGUCUGCUAGUCAGCUCAUGAAUCCUAAUAGCGAGGGCUUGCCGCAUGGUAUCGAUCCUAUUUCCACCCGUACAUCACGAGUUGGGAGCCUGGCUUCGAUCACUGGUGGACCCGUUGCCAAUCGUGCGACCAGCGAGAAACGCCAGACAGGGGCCGAGAACAAAGCCUUUUUGCUGGGAUAUUUGGGAAGGAUUGCGAGCCAGGAGAGCCAAGAGUAA
Messenger RNA from Exophiala spinifera, 2694 nucleotides. RefSeq lists its product as uncharacterized. Bases 1 to 2694 code for a protein of 897 amino acids. The record is from RefSeq and is a predicted model, not a curated record. Gene Ontology annotation, cellular component: P-body; cytoplasm. Lineage: Eukaryota; Fungi; Ascomycota; Eurotiomycetes; Chaetothyriales; Herpotrichiellaceae. The transcript has 2 exons. Gene Ontology annotation, biological process: nuclear-transcribed mRNA catabolic process, nonsense-mediated decay; deadenylation-dependent decapping of nuclear-transcribed mRNA. Gene Ontology annotation, molecular function: manganese ion binding; RNA binding; 5'-(N(7)-methylguanosine 5'-triphospho)-[mRNA] hydrolase activity.